AUGUCGCAGAAAGUGCAGCAACACCAGUUUCCUCAUUUUUAUUGCUGUUAUCUGCUACAAUCAAUAAACAAGAGGCAAUCAUUCUACAUAGGAUCUAGCCCCAACCCAGUACGACGUUUGAGACAACAUAAUGGGAAACUAACCGUAGGAGGAGCGUAUCGAACUAAACGUGACGGUUCAAGGCCAUGGGAAAUGAUAAUGCUUGUGCGAGGGUUCCCAAGUAAGAUUGCAGCUCUACAGUUUGAACAUGCAUGGCAACAUGGUUAUCAGACGCAUUAUAUAGCCGAAAAAGAUCGUAUAGUAAAGCACAAAGCAGGGGGAAGAACUCUACAUCAUAAAACUGCACUAAUGAAGUUACUUUUAAGGCAUGAAUAUUUUCAAAGGAUGAACCUAGCUGUCGAAAUUUUCAAUAUCAAAGCUUGGGAGAUUUGGAAGCAGGAUAAGUUCAUGAUUGAAAAUGAAACAUUUAAGAUAAAUGUGCAGAGAAGUGAAAAUGCCUUGGAAGAGCCGAAGGGAAAAACCGUAGAUAUUCUCAUGGACCAUAGUGAUGAGAACCUAAAAGUGGUAGAAAGUAUUUACACCAAGGUCAUUGAAGAAGAAAAAAAAAUAUUCGAAUUGUUUGAAAAGAAAUUAACUACUGGAGUAGUACAAUGUGGAAUCUGUGAGAUGAAAAUUGACUACACCUGUGAAGAACAAAACUUGAAACCAUACAUUGCAUUUUGUAAUAAUAAGGACUGCGGAAUUAUCAACCAUUUGAGAUGUCUUCACAGGUAUUUCUUAGAUGAUGAACAAAUAAUAGUGGGGAAAAGAAACUUGAUACCAAGAAGUGGGAAAUGUCCGAAUUGUGAUAAAAUUUGCAAAUGGACAACACUAGUUAAGUUCUCUACAAGAAUGAAGAUAGCACACGGGCAGUAA
Molecule: messenger RNA, 915 nt
Organism: Saccharomyces mikatae IFO 1815
Lineage: Eukaryota; Fungi; Ascomycota; Saccharomycetes; Saccharomycetales; Saccharomycetaceae
Gene: SLX1
Product: endonuclease
Exons: 1
Coding region: 1-915 (304 amino acids)
Biological process (GO): double-strand break repair via homologous recombination
Cellular component (GO): Slx1-Slx4 complex
Molecular function (GO): 5'-flap endonuclease activity; crossover junction DNA endonuclease activity
Source: RefSeq, a predicted model, not a curated record